AUGAAUGAUGAUUUGGUAUUAGCAUCUCAAAAGCGGUUGGAAAAUAAGUACAAAGCUGCACAACAGGCUUCUGAAGAUCGGUACCGUAAAGCACAGUUAGCUCUUCAGAAAGGAGAAGAAGAUCUUGCACGUGAAGCCCUCAAGAGGUGUAAAUCUUUGGCUGAUAAUGCUAAUUCAUUGAGUCAACUUGAUCAGCAAAAAAGCGUAAUUGAUAAUCUUGUCUCCAAUACACGGCUUUUGGAAAGCAAGAUACAAGAGGAGAAGUCAAAGAAAGACACUUUAAAAGCCCAGGCUCAGUCUGCAAGAACUGCUACAAAAGUAAAUGAGAUGGUGGGAAAUGUCAACACUAGUAGUGCUUUAGUGGCUUUUGAGAAGAUGGAAGAGAAAGUUUUGGCAAUGGAGUCCGAAGCUGAAGCUCUUGGGCAGUUAACCACUGAUGAUCUUGAUGGGAAGUUUGCAUUACUUGAGAGCACAUCGGUUGAUGACGAUCUUGCAAACUUGAAAAAGAAACUGUAUGGUAGCUCACUGAAAGGAGAGCUUCCACCUGGAAGAACUGUUUCCGCCUCCAGUAACAAGCCGCUUCCAUAUCAGGACACCGAGAUUGAGUUGGAGCUUAAUGAAUUGAGGCAAAGGGCAAAGGAUUUGUAAGGGUUUCUUAUCUACGUACCCAAAACUCAGAACUUCUAUUUCAAGAACAGUUUACGGUUGAACUUACAGAUCAUGCUUAU
Messenger RNA from Hibiscus syriacus, 728 nucleotides. RefSeq names its product membrane-associated 30 kDa protein, chloroplastic-like. Gene Ontology annotation, cellular component: chloroplast. Gene Ontology annotation, biological process: thylakoid membrane organization. The record is from RefSeq and is a predicted model, not a curated record. Lineage: Eukaryota; Viridiplantae; Streptophyta; Magnoliopsida; Malvales; Malvaceae.